AAGCUCAGAGAUUAUGAUACAAGCAUGACUGGUUCUUGAACACUAUACAAGGCUUUGGAGAGAUGGGAUGUGCUGCUUCCAGGUUAGAAGAUGAGGAGGCUGUCAAGAUGUGCCGGGACAGAAGGGACUUGAUCAAGCAGGCACUGGAGCAGCACAACCGAUUUGCAUCUUCCCACAUUGCUUACAUUGAGUCCCUGAAGCGUGUUUCGGUGGCUCUCCAACGGUUUGUUGCCGGAGAUGAUCACCAUGAGCUAAUCUUCGAUACAUUCAUCUCCCCUAUCAAGCAACAGAAGCCAGAGAUGCUUGGUCUGCCUUAUGGUUCAUAUGAGAAGAGAACUAUUCAUGUUUCAAGGUACCUGAGGUCAGGGCCUAACCCAUCAGUGUCCAUUGAGGAGCACCCACGUCCGGUGGAAACAGUCCGUGUCGAGUCAAAUUACCCUAUGGACAACGACAGUGGCAUGGUGGAUAGAUUCCUACCAACACACUCUUCACCAGUGAGAUCGUCUUCAUACUACCCGCCACCUUAUAACAGGCCAAGCUACCAACCUCCAUUGGACCAGGAAACAGUUAGAAAUUCUUCCUAUUGCAUGCCUUAUGACAGGCCAAGCUAUGCACCUCCAUCACCCCAGGAGACAAUGAGGACUUCUUAUUAUGCAUCUUAUGACAGGCCAAGCUACCCACCACCAUCACCCCAGGAGCCACUGAGAAAUUCAUAUCACGUGCCAUAUGACAGGCCAAGCUACCCACCUCCGUCACCCCAGGAGCAGGAAUCAUCACCGUGGGACUUCUUCUGGAACCCAUUCUCAUCACUGGACAGCUUUACAUAUCCCCGCCCUCGGAGUAGCUAUGACAAUGUGGUCACUGAUGAUGAACUCGUGAGGUUACAACGGGUACGAGAGGAGGAAGGAAUCCCAGAACUUGAAGAGGAAGAUGAUGAGUGUCAAGAGCAUGUACAGAUGGACAGAAAAGAGGAAAAAGAAGAGCACGACAAUGCAGAUGAUGAUGAAGACGAUGAUGAAGACGAUGGCGAGGAAUGUGAGCAUUCAGAUGAGUGUAUGGUUUCUAAUGUGAAUUUUGAUGCCAAUAUGAAGCAAGAAACAAAGGGAUUUGAAUCCAAAGGUAUUCAGUGUACUGAAGCACCAGAACCUUGCAAGACAGUAGAACUUGAGAUAAAGGCACACAAGAAAGAGUUGAUGAGAAACAGAGUAGCAAAUGCAGAAGAAACUCCUGGUUUCACAGUAUAUCUGAAUCGAAGGCCAGCAAGCUUGGUUGAGGCCAUGAAGGAUAUCGACUGUCAGUUCUCGGGGAUAUGUGACGCUGCUCGGAAAAUCUCAGUAAUGUUGGAGGCAAGUAGAGCUCAGUACUCAACCUCAAACGAUCUUUCUGCGAAGAUGCUGAACCCAGUUGCACUUUUGCGUUCUGCGUCAUCCCGUUCAUCAUCAUCUCGUUUCCUUCUUGCUCCCUCUAGCUCAAUAGAUGAUCUCUUUAACAAUGAGACUAGCAGCUGCUACUCUGAAGAAUCUUGCAGUACCAUGUCUGGAAGUCACCACUCUACCUUGGAUAGACUCUAUACAUGGGAGAAGAAAUUAUACAAAGAAGUAAAGGCAGGUGAGCGGUUAAGAAUCGAGUAUGAGAAGAGGCUGACACAUUUGAGGAACCAAGAUGUGAAAGGCGAAGAACCUAUCUCUGUUGAUAAGACUUGUGCAGCAUUGAGAAGCUUGCAUACUCGGCUGAAGGUGUCAAUACACACAGUUCAGUCGGUAUCAAGGAGGAUUGAAAUUCUAAGGGAUGAGGAGCUGCAUCCUCAGCUUAUGGAGUUGAUUGUGGACACGGAGACGAUCAGCAAGCACGACGUGAUCAGGGAUUUUCCUUCGCAUCUCCUGUAG
Molecule: messenger RNA, 1886 nt
Organism: Zea mays
Lineage: Eukaryota; Viridiplantae; Streptophyta; Magnoliopsida; Poales; Poaceae
Exons: 3
Coding region: 63-1886 (607 amino acids)
Source: RefSeq, a predicted model, not a curated record